This is a messenger RNA of Peronospora matthiolae, 972 nucleotides long. NCBI's taxonomy places the organism in Eukaryota, Oomycota, Peronosporomycetes, Peronosporales, Peronosporaceae. The record is from the annotation of a GenBank genome assembly.
AUGAAGGAACAAGUAUUCUGCGUGAUUCCUGAAGGCGUCGAACUUGACAUGUCAGGCUUCGACCCAUGUCUCUACAUCAAGACAUCGGACGGCCAUUGCGUGUUUAUACUGGUCUAUGUGGAUGACGUGUUGGUGACAGGAAGCUCACCCAAGUUGAUUGCACACACCAAGGAAGACCUGAAGACACGCUUCGAGAUGACUGAUAGCGGCAAGUGUGCGUUUGUUCUUGGGAUCGAGCUUUUGGACGGUGAAGAUGGCAGUGUGACACUAUGUCAGCGUCGGUAUGUCGAUAAUAUCCUCAAGCGCUUUGGCAUGGAUGAUUGCAAGGCAGUCGCAAGUCCAGUCGACAUGAGCUCUCGACUUGUUUCAAGUGAUGCAACUACCAAGGUCGAUGCUCCUUUUCGCGAAGCUGUUGUUAAGCGUAUCUUUCGCUACCUACAAGGCACCAAGACGCAUGGAAUUUGCUACAAGCCAAGUGCAAGGAUCGACUUCCGUGGAUAUUCGGAUGCGGAUUGGGCUGGUGAACUUACCGACCGCAAGUCAACAUCGGGGUACACGUUCAUGCUACUCGGUGCGCCAGUGAGUUGGGGCAGCAAGAAGCAGCCAAGUGUUUUGUUGUCCACGACUGAAGCUGAAUACAUCGCACUCAGCUUGGCGAUUCAAGAGGGCAAGUGGAUUCAUCGUCUGCUUUGUGAGAUCGUGAUGGCUGCCAAUGAAGAAGGACCGGAACUCAUGAUUCAUGAAGACAAUCAGUCAUGUAUCAAGAUGACGAAGAACCCGGUCAACCACGGCCGUGCCAAGCACAUUGAUAUCAAGUACCAUCACAUCCGUGAUGAGGUCAAGCGCGGUGAAGUGAAGCUCAAGUAUUGUGAAACUGCGGUGAUGUUAGCGGACAUCAUGACGAAGGGACUUCAUGGACCACGCCACAAGGAGAUGACGACGGCUCUCGGGAUUCGUGAGCAUUCGGAUUGA